AAAAAUGGCGCAACUAGAAACUGAGAUACACUUGGCCGAAACCUCAUCAGUCCCAACUUCAUCAUGGGAAGAUUUACCAAUGGAAAUAUUCUAUGAAAUUCUUUCCUUCCUUCCGAUGCUUCCUUUCUUUUUCAAACUCUCUCGGGUGAAUAGAACAUGGAAUGAAAUUCUAAAUUAUUUGAUGGAAAGAGCAGCUAGUGAUCCACGUUAUAAUUUACAUUUAAAUUUUGGAUAUAUCAAUCCAAGUAAAAUGGAAUAUACUGACUUGUUGAAAAUACUUGAUAGAUGCAGAGGUGUGAGGAGAAUUACAUUAUGUAAUAUGACAGUUACUAAUGAAAUUGUUAGAGCAAUUGAAUUGACACAAGUUGAAACACUUGUUAUUUCUCAAUGUGAAUUUAUAACAGAUUGGGAUUCUAGAGGUGGUUUUUCACAGUAUUGGUUACCCCAAAUUAUUUUGAACUUUGAUAAGAUUGAAAAUGACACGAGAAACAGAUAUGUAUAUUCUAGAUUUAGUUCACGAACAAAAUCAUCCCAAAACAACUUUAGAGCUUUUACUGAAUUAGUUGAGAAAACUGUCACACCAACCAUGAAAAAAUUAGAAAAGCUCAAAAAUGUAAUAGUAUUUGAUUGCCAAAAUGGUUGCAACUUUUAUAUUCAAGGAGCAUUACUUUCACACUAUCUGGAAAACUAUGAUAAGAUUGACUUUUGUAAUAUUGUACUUGGUGAAAAAGUAGAUAUAAUCACAAAAGACCCCCUUCCAAAAGUUAGCUCUAUUUCUUUUCGUGAUCGUGAACCAAUUAAGAUAUUAGUUGUAAAAUCUCAACAAAAGUUUCAGUGUUCUUUAGCCUAUAAGAAUCUAGGUGAUGCUGAUAUUGGAGAAUCAAGCAAAGAUAUAUUUGAUUUUUUAAAGAGAAAUGAUUUGAUUAAUGGUUAUGACCCUGGAAAAUUAUUGGAAAAUAUACCCUUUUCUGAUUUUAUUAAAGGAGUUGAAAUGGGACUAUUUACGCUAUUUAGCAAUGGAAAAUCCAUUAUUUUGGAAAAACUUGAAGCACUCAGUGAGAUAUCUCCACGUUUGGAUCCAACUAUUGUUGAAUGUUUUAAAAAUUCGUCCUUUACCGAAAGCUCAACUUUUAAAUUCGUAACAGAAUUACUGGAAUGGAUUCACAAAACACCAAGCGCUAAAGAAGAUUUAUUCGAACAACACAAACCCAUUUACAAGUCAUGUGUGAAAGUGUGUAAAGAUAUUGACAAACGUUUCAAAUACUAUCAAACUAAAACCAAAUCAAAUGAAGAAUUUAUAAUGUGGGCUUUCUUUUUAGAAUCUGGACAAUUGAUCAAGAAAUCAACCAAGAGAAAAGCAGAAGAACCAUCCACAAAAAAUAAGAAAUCAAAAAAGUAAUUGAAAAGAUAAAGAUGAAACUAUUCAACAUUUUCUUUU
Naegleria gruberi is the source of this 1438-nucleotide messenger RNA. RefSeq lists its product as uncharacterized. Gene Ontology annotation, molecular function: protein binding. The transcript is spliced from 2 exons. The record is from RefSeq and is a predicted model, not a curated record. NCBI's taxonomy places the organism in Eukaryota, Heterolobosea, Eutetramitea, Acrasida, Naegleriidae. Bases 5 to 1399 code for a protein of 464 amino acids.